Messenger RNA from Medioppia subpectinata, 1101 nucleotides. The record is from the annotation of a GenBank genome assembly. Lineage: Eukaryota; Metazoa; Arthropoda; Arachnida; Sarcoptiformes; Oppiidae.
AUGACGAUGCGAUCGUAUUUAAUCAGGAUUACUUUGUAUGGUGUGAAAAAUCACCAAGUUAUGAGGCAUAUGGAAGUAAACCCUAUUGUCUCGGUGGUGGCCGAAGAGCCCGGCCAUAUUCGCAAAUGUUUUACGUUUUUCAGCGAGCUCAAUCCCAAAUGGCGCCAGUUUCAGUUUAAUUUUAACGAGGCCGACGUAUACCACGCGUAUCAAAUAGUGAAGGCAAACGGUAUUCCCGAAGAAAACAUAAUAGUCAUGCAUUACGACGAUAUCGCUAACAAUAGGCAAAACAAAUACCCGGGAAAGGUAUACAACGGGCCGACCGGUCAUAAUGGCACUGAUGUCUAUCACGGCGUACCCAAGCAUUACACCGGCAAAGAGGUUACCCCCGAAAAUUUCCUGAAAGUAUUGGCCGGCGAUGAGGGUCUGAAAAAGGCGGGUAAGAAAGUGCUGGAAAGUGGACCAAACGAUCACGUAUUUAUAUUUUUCGAUGACCAUGGUGCUCCCGAUUUGGUCGCCUUCCCCGACAAGUAUUUAUACGCCGAACCCCUAAUGAAAACGCUGAAACAAAUGCACCAAGAUAAGAAAUACGCCAAAUUAGUAUUUUACAUUGAGGCUUGCGAAUCAGGAUCAAUGUUUGACAAAUUACUUCCCACCGACAUCAACAUAUACGCCACCACCGCAUCCCUGCCCAACGAGCCCAGCUAUACUUGCUAUUUUGACAAGGAUCUCGGUACUGAUGUUGGUGAUGUAUACAGUGUUUAUUGGAUGGAAAACACAGAGUUGGCCACAAAAGACACUACACUUCAGGAACAGUUUGCCUACACCAAGAAGAAGACCACCACAUCUCACGUAAUGCAGUAUGGUGAUUUGUCCAUUGCCAAAUUGCCCAUCUCACAAUUUUUAGGCUCCAAGAAGUCAUCGAUGUCUUUAGCUGGUGCUGAGCUGACCCGUACUGUCAAUAACAAGGACUACCCGCUAGUGAUGGCUCAACAAAGCGGUGAUUACCCGGAGUUGUCUGUAUUGUCGACCGGACGUCAAUUCCUGGACACUGUGUUCGAGGAAUACGUGAAUAGUAUUCAACACUUAAUGAACGCAAAC